AUGCCCCCGAAGGUGACGCCGAAGAAGGACGGGCCGCAGCAGCAGCCGGAUCUCACGGCGAUUCUGGCGCAGCUCACCGCCUACUUGGAGAACCAGUCCAAAACACAGGAGGCUCUCCUUGAGCAGCUCUCCAAGCCGAAGGACAACGAGUUCCUGAUGGAAGCACUUUCCAACACCAUUCCGGAAUUUGUUUACGAUCCCCAAGGCGGACUGGUUUUCGACAAGUGGUACUCCCGGCACGAGGAGGCCUUCAACAAGGGCGGGGAGAAGCUGGAGGAAGCGGACAAAGUGCGGCUGCUCGUGCGAAAGCUGUCCUCGGUGGAUCACGACCGCUACGUGAACUACAUCCUACCGGAGAACCCACCGGACAGAUCGUUCCAGGACACGGUGGACACGCUUAAGGAGAUGUUCGGGCACCAAACGUCCGUGUUCUUCCGGCGCUACCAGUGUCUGCAGACGACCAAGCGGAAUGCUGAGGAUUUCGUCACGUACGCCAGUACCGUCAACCGAGCGUGCGAGGAUUUCAACAUCCGGACGAUUACCUCCGACCAGUUCAAGUGCCUGGUGUUUGUCGCUGGUCUGCAGUCGGAGCGGUACAAGGACAUCCGGACCCGGUUGCUGGCGAAAAUGGAAGGCGAGACGGCGGAGCACCCGAUGACUCUCAAGAAGCUGUUAUUGGAGUGCCAGCAUUUGGACAACCUCAAACACGACACUGCUGUUAUUGAGGGUCCGAAGCCGGCCGUCAAAGCGGUCCAGCAGGAUCGCAGCGGCUUUCGCGAGUCGGGCAAACCGGAACGGAAGUUCGACAACAGGAAUCCGGCCAAGGCAACCCCACGACGUCCGUGCUGGCAGUGCGGGCAGAUGCACUUUGUUGCAGACUGCUCGUACACGAAACACACCUGCAAGACGUGCGGCAAAGUGGGACACAAGGAAGGAUACUGUGCUUGCUGCUCCAAACCCUCCGGUUCCGGAGAAGGUGCAUCACACACAGCACCCGGAGGCGGCAAGAAGAAGCACAAAAAGAAGCGGGCCGACGGCGGGGGACACUCAAACGGAGUGUACGCUGUCAACAAGGAAGGUGUCGUCGGACGGCGCAAAUUCGUGGAAGUUCUGAUCAACAACGAACCGAUCGAACUCCAGCUCGACUGCGGAUCGGACUACACCAUCAUCUCGACGGAUUCACUUCCCCUGCUCGGCAACCCAGAAACCAUUCCGACGGAACUGCGGGUGGCCACAGCCUCAGGCAAACCCCUUCCGCUGGAAUUGGAGUUCGAGUGUGACGUCACGUUCCGCGGGACCACCAAGCGUUCCGUGUGCUACGUCACUCCUGUGCGCGGUUUCAAGGUUCUUGGGAGCGACCUGAUGGAAGCUUUCGGGCUGUACGACAUUCCGAUCAACGACUUCUGCAAGCAACUCACUACUGCGGAGGACUCGUUGGCGUGUGGUGCUGCGCUGAAGGCGAAAUUUCCGGCGGUGUUCCAGGAAGGAAGAUCCAGCUGUUCCUGA
Molecule: messenger RNA, 1506 nt
Organism: Culex quinquefasciatus (southern house mosquito)
Lineage: Eukaryota; Metazoa; Arthropoda; Insecta; Diptera; Culicidae
Exons: 1
Coding region: 1-1506 (501 amino acids)
Source: RefSeq, a predicted model, not a curated record